CAGUGCACCGCCGUCCGCCGACAUGUCAGCUAUCGUCUGCAUUACGCUGUUUUUGGCCGCGAUUCAACAAUCAGAAGCGCUGGCUCAGAUGCAUGCAUCACAUAUUGACUUUGGAUAUGACGUCGACGGCCUACUAGGACCGGACAAGUGGGUAAACCAGUUCCAGACAUGUUCCGGCAAGUAUCAGUCACCCAUUGAUAUCGAGGAAGAGUUGGUGGAGAGGGUAUCACUACCACCCUUGGUGUUCCAAGGAUUCUCAGAACUCCCAAGAGAAUCAGUUAUAAUCAACAAUGGUCAUACUGUGAUGCUUCAGUUCAACCACACCAGCCCAGUCACCGUAUCAGGAGGUCCACUGCCUGGAAUGUACCAGUUUGCUCAACUGCACUUCCACUGGGGUUACAAUGACUCGUACGGCAGUGAAGACACCAUUAAUAAUCACAGCUAUCCGAUGGAGCUUCAUAUGGUAUUUUUUAAAACGGAUUACCAGAGUGUUGAUGAAGCAAUGCAGUACAAAGAUGGCCUUCUCGUAUUAGCCUUAUUCUACGAGAUUGACGACUCCAACAGUGAUAACGUAGUUUACUCUGAGAUAGUUCGCAAGUUCCCAGAUAUAGAGUUUCCUCACUCGAGCACACGCCUUGAUAUUUCACUCAGCCUCAAUGUGCUGCUGCCAUUUGAUACCGAGAGAUACUUCACAUACAAGGGGUCCCUUACUACACCCCCGUGUCUGGAGGUUGUCACCUGGAUUGACUUCAAACACCCCAUCUACUUGUCACAUUCCCAGUUGGGUGCAUUCAGGAAGCUGAGGUCUGUGGAAGGUUACAUGACCCACAACGCUCGCCCCAUCCAGCCCUUGUCAGGACGUCCUGUUUGGUACAAUGUGCAGGAAUACCCCGACAGUUCAGCCACCUCGCUGCACCUGACAACACCACUUCUACUUUGUACUCUAUUCGCAUACUCUGCACUUUUUGUGCUAUAGUGAUUGUGUUAGUUCAACUAACAUAUUUUUUUACCAAAUUUAUUUUUUAUUUUAACAUUUAGAAUAAGUACUCAGAAGGCUCAAAGCCAGCGUUAAUAGUUUUCUAUUUGGCUUUUAAAGGCCCUAGAUAGGUGACAGCGUGUUGUGCUUUGUAUAAAAGGAUGCGAAUCCUUCAUUCGAGGACAAUGAAACAAACGGUUGUAUCCUUGAUGCAUUGCUCUGUUGAAGGAAAGGCAAACUUUCAUUCAUUGUUGUAGUUUUUCUAAGAGACUAUACAUAUUUUAAUGUGAACGCUGUGAUGCAGAAGUAAUAAAUACAGGUUAAAACUUUGAUUUUUCGGUUGUUGUCAUGUAUAACAACAACUACACAAGUAAAUAAGAAAUACGCCUCUAGAACCACAAUAUUUAUGUAUAUUUUACAGGUUUAGCCACUUUGAUAUGUAGCUCGACAAAACAGUCUCAUAAAAACGCACAUAAAGCAUUACUUUAUACUCGUUCAUUACAAUAUUAUGUAGCGAUGUUUUGUAUUGCAUAAUGAGUAAGCAAUUAAACUAUCAGGCUAUAGUAUUUGUCUCAGAAAGCAUUGUGUUGCUGUAGACUCAUGACAUUAGCAAAAACAACACACAGAUAAAAUCUGUUCAUCGCAUUUGUUGCUAUCCUCCGUGAUGUUUCAACUAGUAGCUGUCACCAAGUAAUAGGUUGAAAUACUUAGUUAAGAAUCAAACUAGUCAUUAGAGUUAGGGUUUAUUGCGCUGUUCUUUUUAAUGAUAACUGAAAAAAGCUGUAAAUGCGUAUAUAAUGAAUUUAUAAUGGAUGAAGAUGUAGAGAGCUCAUAUUUAUAAUUUCUUAAGUAAGAGUGAUUAUUCCAUUAAACAUUUUCAUAAGU
This is a messenger RNA of Homalodisca vitripennis (glassy-winged sharpshooter), 1861 nucleotides long. RefSeq names its product carbonic anhydrase 1-like. The transcript is spliced from 7 exons. The record is from RefSeq and is a predicted model, not a curated record. Bases 23 to 976 code for a protein of 317 amino acids. Lineage: Eukaryota; Metazoa; Arthropoda; Insecta; Hemiptera; Cicadellidae. Gene Ontology annotation, cellular component: cytoplasm. Gene Ontology annotation, molecular function: zinc ion binding; carbonate dehydratase activity.